Messenger RNA from Nothoprocta perdicaria, 5055 nucleotides. It is a transcript of the gene POGZ, whose product is annotated as pogo transposable element derived with ZNF domain. Gene Ontology annotation, molecular function: DNA-binding transcription factor activity, RNA polymerase II-specific; RNA polymerase II cis-regulatory region sequence-specific DNA binding. Gene Ontology annotation, biological process: regulation of DNA-templated transcription. Bases 93 to 4028 code for a protein of 1311 amino acids. The record is from RefSeq and is a predicted model, not a curated record. The transcript has 18 exons. Lineage: Eukaryota; Metazoa; Chordata; Aves; Tinamiformes; Tinamidae.
GGUUACGUUGUUAGUGUGUAUGAUGCCCACAGCUGCUUCGAUACUGUCACAGGACCUAGAGCUGUCUUCACGCAAGUCCCGCCUGCGUCCGGAUGGAAGCGAUGGGAGGGCUGCGUGCUGGCUGCUCACAAAAGCCUGUGCUCGCAGCUUGCAGGAUGGCGGAUACAGACCUUUUUAUGGAAUGUGAGGAGGAGGAGCUGGAGCCAUGGCAGAAAAUCAGCGAUGUGAUUGAAGAUUCUGUUGUUGAGGACUAUAAUUCGGUUGAUAAAACUGCUACGGCUGGCAAUCCACUUGUUCAGCAGGGUGGACAGCCUCUCAUCCUCGCACAGAACCCAUCCUCAGGCCUGGGCACGAUGGUGACCCAGCCCGUGUUACGGCCUGUCCAGGUCAUGCAGAAUGCCAACCAUGUGACAAACUCUCCAGUGACCAGCCAGCCCAUCUUCAUAACGACCCAGGGAUUUCCUGUGAGGAAUGUGCGACCUGUGCAAAACACAAUGAAUCAAGUUGGAAUUGUUCUGAAUGUGCAGCAAGGUCAAACAGUCAGACCCAUUACCCUAGUCCCAGCCCCAGGUACCCAGUUUGUUAAACCAACAGUUGGCGUUCCCCAAGUGUUCUCUCAAAUGGCCCAGGUGAGACCAGGUACAACCAUGCCGGUCCGACCCACCACCAACACUUUCACUACAGUCAUUCCGGCCACGCUUACCAUCAGGAGCACUGUACCACAGUCCCAGGCACAACAGCAAAUGAGUAUCGCGAGCUUUGUGACCGUGAAGAGACCUGGUGUGACUGGUGAGAACAGCAACGAGGUUGCUAAGCUAGUGAAUACCCUGAAUACGAUUCCCUCCUUAGGCCAGAGUCCUGGCCCACUUGUGGUUUCUAACAGCAGCCCUGUGCAUGGCUCGCAGAGAUUGAGUGUUGCAGAGUCUUCAUCAUCUUCAUCAUUAAAAGUCAGCUCAUCUCCUAUUACCACAUUUGAUUUGCAAGACGGUGGCAGGAAGGUCUGCCCAAGAUGCAAUGCCCAGUUUCGAGUCACUGAAGCUUUAAGAGGACAUAUGUGUUACUGCUGUCCUGAAAUGGUUGAAUUCCUCAAGAAAGGAAAAUCUCUAGAGCCAGAACCAAAUAUUCAAUCUGCAAAGCCACCCUCACCAGAAAAAAAUACAGCUGUUGCUUCACCACCCUCUUCUACCCCUGUUCCUGCAUUAUCCCCCCCUGCUAAAGCUCCAGAGCCAAAUGAAAACAUGGUUGACUCAUCCCAAAGCAAGCUYAUUAUGUUAGUGGAUGAUUUCUACUACGGCAGAGAUGGUGGCAAAGUGAAUCAGCUGCUGAACUUCCCCAAGGUUCCCACUUCCUUCAGGUGUCCGCACUGCACCAAGAGGCUAAAGAACAACAUACGGUUUAUGAAUCAUAUGAAGCACCAUGUUGAGCUAGACCAGCAGAAUGGAGAGGUGGACGUCCAUACCAUCUGUCAGCAUUGCUACAGGCAGUUUUCCACUCCGUUCCAGCUACAGUGUCAUUUAGAGAAUGUUCACAGUCCCUAUGAAUCAACAACAAAGUGCAAGAUUUGUGAAUGGGCAUUUGAGAGUGAACCGAUGUUUCUACAGCACAUGAAGGAUACACACAAACCUGGGGAGAUGCCAUAUGUUUGUCAGGUCUGUCAGUAUCGUUCAUCGCUCUACUCCGAAGUGGACAGCCAUUUCCGAAUGAUCCACGAAGACACUCGGCACCUGCUCUGCCCUUAUUGUCUCAAAGUCUUUAAGAACGGCAAUGCUUUCCAGCAGCAUUUCAUGAGGCAUCAGAAGAAGAGUGUUUAUCAUUGCAACAAGUGUAGACUGCAGUUCCUGUUUGCCAAGGAUAAAAUUGAACACAAGCUGCAGCACCACAAAACUUUCCGAAAGCCCAAGCAACUUGAAGGACUGAAACCCGGAACCAAGGUUACAAUCAGGGCAUCUAGAGGACCGCCACGAUCAGUGCCAAUAUCUUCAAACGACCUGGCCCAGGGCAUGGGCCAGGAAACUGCUCCGUUGACAUCUUUGACAGAUCCUCAGCCCAUCUUCUUGUAUCCACCUGUCCAGAGGAACGUGCAGAAGAGAGCAGUGAAGAAAAUGAGUGUCUUGGGGAGACAGACCUGUCUGGAGUGCAGCUUCGAGAUACCUGACUUCCCAAACCACUUUCCCACCUACGUUCACUGCUCGCUGUGUCGUUACAGCACUUGCUGCUCCAGAGCUUACGCCAACCACAUGAUCAACAAUCAUGUUCCUCGGAAGAGUCCUAAAUACUUGGCUUUGUUUAAAAACUAUACUGCCUGCGGUGUCAAGCUGUCCUGUUCCUCCUGCCUCUUUGUAACAUCAGAAGGUGACACAAUGGCAAAACAUCUGGUCUUCAAUCCAUCGCAUGAGUUUAGUAACAUUAUUUUCCGAGGGUCUACUUGGAUUUCACAUUCCAGGCAUAUCCAGCCCCAGGACAGAAGCACCAAGAAUGUAUUCCCCACGUAUUCCCCCAGCAAAGCUGCUACGGCGAAGACAAAGUCCACGUCACCUGCAAAAGAGAAUCUGGAGCCUGAAGCGGCCCUGGCAGCCUGUGYCAGACCUCUGCUCUGCCCGGAGGAGGAGUGCUUGAACAUCGAUGCUCCCGAGGAUGAGCAGCCCCCCAAGGAGCCCGGGGCGGUGGGCAGAAAGGAGCAGCUCUCGGUGAGGAAGCUGCGAGUCGUGCUCUUCGCCCUGUGCUGCAGCACCGAGCAGGCGGCGGAGCACUUCCGCAACCCCCAGAGGCGGAUCAAGCGCUGGCUCCGCCGCUUUCAAGCCUUCCAAGAAGAAAACUUGGCAUCUCUGUCAGAGGGCAAGUACCUCAGUUUGGAGGCUGAAGAGAAGCUAGCAGAAUGGGUGCUCACUCAGAGGGAGCAGCAGCUGCCUGUAAACGAGGAGACUCUCUUCCAGAAAGCGACCAAGAUCGGCCGAUCCCUCGAAGGUGGCUUCAAGAUCUCCUACGAGUGGGCGGUGAGGUUCAUGCUGCGGCACAAUCUCAGCACGCACACCUGCCGGGCGGUAGCGCGCCCCCUCCCCAAGGACGUGGAGGAAAGUGCCGGCUGCUUCAUCGAGUUUGUGCAGCGGCAGAUCCACACCCAAGACCUGCCUCUCUCCAUGAUCGCGGCCAUUGAUGAGAUCUCCCUCUUCCUGGACGUGGAGGUGCUGUGCAGCGAUGACAGGAAGGAGAACGCCUUGCAGACGGUGGGUACYGGGGAGCCCUGGUGCGACGUCAUCCUCACUAUCCUCGCCGACGGUAGCGUCCUCCCAACGCUGGUCGUUUACAGGGGUCACGUACAGCAGCCUGCCAACGUGCCAGAAUCUAUCCUGUUGGAAGCAAAGGAAAACGGCUACAGYGAUGAUGAAAUCAUGGAGUUGUGGGCGUCCAGAGUGUGGCAGAAGCACACAGAGUGUCAGAACAGCAAGGGCAUGUUAGUGCUGGAUUGCCACCGAACACACCUCUCGGAAGAGGUCCUGUCUUUGCUGAGCGCRUCCAGCACUCUGCCAGCUGUUGUCCCUGCUGGCUGCAGCUCCAAAAUUCAACCUCUAGAUGUUUGUAUAAAGCGGACUGUGAAAAGCUUCUUGCAUAAAAAGUGGAAAGAGCAAGCCAAGGAGAUGGCGGACUCGACAUGCGACUCAGACAUCCUCCUGCAGCUGGUGUUGUGUUGGCUGGCAGAGGUCCUGGAGGUCAUCAGUGACUGCCCGGAGCUCGUGCAGCAGUCCUUCCUGGUGGCCAGCGUGCUGCCCGGGCCGGACGGCACGGCCAACUCGCCCGCGCGCAACGCCGACAUGCAGGAGGAGCUCAUCGCCUCGCUGGAGGAGCAGCUGAAGCUGAGCGAGGAGCAGCAGCAGCAGCAGCAGCAGCAGCAGGAGGCCGAGCUCCAGGACGGGAUCCCAGCUGAGGAGGCUGCAGACCCGGAAAUCCUCCAGCAGCUCUUCGAAGGGGAAAGCGAGACUGGAUCCUUUUAUGGUUUUGAAGAUGCCGACUUGGAUCUGAUGGAAAUCUGAGCACUGAUCUGCAACUCGUGAUCCGGAAAGGGUUAUUUUUUAAAUAAAUGUUGGAUGAGACCAUUACACUUCCCUGUGGAUUUGUGGGUUUAGGAAAUUCGUAGGCGAUCACUCAGAUAAAUAGCCAUUUAUGCUGUUCAUUUAUAAGUUUUGUGCUUUUUUAAAAGAAAUCACUGUGUUGGUAUUUUCUGAAAAUAUAUUGUGGGUGAAUAUUUUUGCGUUUUCUUUACCUCACUGUAUCAUAGUUUUCUGUUUUUAUUGUGCAGAAAUGUUUUGAAUUAUACAUUGUCAAUGUGACCAUUUCUACAGAAAAGGGGGAAAAGAAAUGUAGCUAAUGAACCAGUAUAUAAAUCUCUUUGGUUGUCUUAACACAGGUAACUGUUUUAUGGUUUUUUGGGUUUUUUGUUUUGUUUUUUGUUUUGUUUUUUAACACUUGACCCAGAGAUUUGGUUUCUGUGGUAAAUUUAGAUAUAAAUUACUGUUUAAUGUGUGAACCUUCUAUAAUUGGCCAUCGCUUUUUUUUUUUUCUUUUUUUUUCUUUUUUUAUUGAGUAAUUAUUUUGCUUGUGAGGCAUGAGGUAAAAAACACAAGCGAAGGGAUUUUUUGCCUGUUCGGUGCCAGCAACGGCUCUCAGGAGCCGCUCAAAUUUGAGCUGGGCUUGAAGCGAGAUCCCCGCCUAGGGAGCGGGGUGCAGCAGGCUACAAAGCUCCUGCGGUGGAGGUGACUUCCUGAGCCAGCGGGCGCUGGUUCCGCUCCUCCAGCCUGGGAACCAUCUGCCAUCCGCCUUGCUCCAAAGCUCCUGCCCGAGGGUUCCUGCUGGACRAGGAAAGUCAGGUCUCUCUUGAUCCUCCUGGGCACUAGAGGGGAGUUGAAACCAUAUGGACCAUUGCAGGCUGACCUGGUAACUACUCCUAGCUGAUAAACCCGCUUUAACCAGUGGCAUCAGACACCCCGUUCCUUAGAAUUAGAAAUCUGAUUUAAUGAAACAAACUGUGAUGUGCACAAAAAAAAGACUUUUGUUUUUAUU